Molecule: messenger RNA, 1413 nt
Organism: Cuculus canorus (common cuckoo)
Lineage: Eukaryota; Metazoa; Chordata; Aves; Cuculiformes; Cuculidae
Gene: EIF2B2
Product: eukaryotic translation initiation factor 2B subunit beta
Exons: 8
Coding region: 45-1097 (350 amino acids)
Biological process (GO): translational initiation
Cellular component (GO): eukaryotic translation initiation factor 2B complex
Molecular function (GO): guanyl-nucleotide exchange factor activity; translation initiation factor activity
Source: RefSeq, a predicted model, not a curated record
AAGCGACGCAGGGCGGGGCCCGGCGGCGGCGGAGCGGGGCUGCCAUGGCGGGCGGCGUGAGUUCGGAGCUGUCGGAGCAGAUCGAGGCUUUCGUGUCGCGGCUGCGCGGCGGCGGCGGGGAGCGGGCGCGCUCCGAGGACACGGCGCGGCAGACGCUGUCGCUGCUGCGGAAGAUCGUGGCGCACGGGCGAUGGAGCCGGGCCGGGGAGCUCAUGGAUCUGAUCCGGACAGAGGGACAGCGGAUGGCGGCAGCCCAACCGUCCGAGACAACCGUGGGCAACAUGGUGCGGCGAGUGCUGAAGGUCAUUCGGGAAGAGUACGGCAGGCUCCAUGGGCGCAGUGAGGAGAGCGACCAGCAAGAAUCCCUGCACAAACUCCUGACUUCUGGAGGAAUGAGCGAGGAUUUCAGCACACCUUAUCCUCCUCUCAGAGCUAAUGUUAUUGAAGCUAUUAAUGAGCUGCUAAUAGAGCUAGAGGGCACCACUGACAACAUCGCUAUGCAGGCGCUGGAGCACAUCCACUCCAAUGAGGUGAUCAUGACCAUUGGCUACUCACGCACCGUUGAGGCUUUCCUGAAGGAAGCUGCCCGCAAGCGGAAGUUCCAGGUCAUCGUGGCGGAGUGUGCACCGUUCUGCCAGGGUCAUGAAAUGGCUGUCCGACUAUCAAAAGAGAAUAUUGAAACUACUGUGAUGAGUGAUGCAGCUAUUUUCGCUGUCAUGUCUCGAGUCAACAAGGUCAUCAUUGGUACGAAGACAAUCCUGGCCAACGGUGCCCUGAUUGCUGUGAGUGGGACUCACACCCUGGCGCUGGCAGCUAAACACCACUCCACUCCGCUCAUCGUGUGCGCGCCCAUGUUCAAGCUGUCCCCGCAGUUCCCUAAUGAAGAAGACUCAUUCCACAAGUUUGUGUCACCACAGGAAGUGCUGCCAUUCACAGAAGGGGAGAUCCUGGCAAAGAUCAAUGUUCACUGCCCAGUGUUUGACUACGUCCCUCCAGAGCUCAUUACUCUCUUCAUUUCUAACAUUGGGGGUAAUGCACCUUCCUACAUCUACCGCCUCAUGAGUGAGCUCUACCAUCCAGAUGACUACGAACUGUAAUGCCAUGAAUUACGUCACUCUCUGGACCUUUCCUGUCUGUCUCGUUAGAAAGGUACCGCAGCUACUUAAAGUGUACAUUGCAAAGACAGGUUACUGUCUUUGCGGCGGGGAAUUUGCUCCACGAUGUCCUUUCCACCCAAAAGCAACAGAGAAGGCAGAGCUCUUGAGCAGGUAUUGAUCUGCAUUGUGCUACCAGCCGUGUGGAGCUGCUAACCCACUCUGAUUCUGAAACAGAAAGGCAUGCAUGGAACUCUCUGGGGCAGCUAAGUUGUUACUUCAAAGGGUGCUGCAAUAAAGGCUGUUUACAGUGAUCUCA